CGCAUGGAUGGAUAGCAACACUGACUUAUCUGUCGCUUGUCGCCGUGUUGGGUCAUGAAUUUUCGUAAAAUUGUUUAUCCAUAAAAAAAUCCUAUUUCCUUGUGUAUGUACAUAAUUUCCAUAGUUUAUAAUGUUAAGUGAAGUGAUUAUCCUGCAUAUAACAUUUAAACAAGCCCAUGCUUAAGAAUUACCGUAAUAUAAUAACUUAGUGAUCAAUGUGAUUGUUAUCAAUAUAAUGUGAGAUAGAAUAGUCAAAUCAUGCAGAUUUUAUUUAAUUUGAUUAGUGAUCUAUUGAUAUAAUCUGUUAUUUAGGCCAGUAUUAAUGUAUUGCACUGUGUGUGAGAUCUAGGCGCGGUUAAAGUAGGUCAGUCGGAUCGAGAGCUACAUGAUAACAAUGAGUGAGAAAUUGCCAAAUUUCACCAGCUAUAUCAACUCGCCGAAGAACAAUGGAGAGAAAAAUGGAUCAUUGCAAGAAGUGAAACCAAAAUUAUUAAAUGCGCUCCAAGGCUGAAGAAACUUCCGACCAGACCUUGCGAUUGUGACGUUAAUGUGACCUUCUUUUUGAACGAAAAUGAUAGAUAUAAUGUGACGUAUGAUGUAUGUCGGAAAUUAAAAAAGGAGAACUGGUAGUGGGGGCGGCGCACAAUGUGAUAAUGCUGACUCCCCUCAGCGAAAGGGACCAGGGGCGCAUGGGGUCACUCUUCGUGACAAACUACAAGUUGUCUUUUGUGCCGUUGGAACAUUCCCCGUACGAUGAAAGCUGCCAACGCAACUACUUACUAGGACCGCAUGACGUGCCCCUAACGGGUGUGGGGGCUAUAUGGAUGACCGACGGGGGUCCCGUGCGGCGGAGACGAGUGGGCCUCAACGGAGACAUGCCGGAAAAGGUCAAAGGCCUCCAAGUCAUAUGCAAGAACAUGAAAGUCCUCACAUUCAGCUUCGUGAACUCCUCAAAAGGCAACGGCAGGAAGAUCGCUAUGGCCCUCGUCCACCACGCGUUCCCGAAACGUCACCACCUCCUAUUCGCGUUCGAAUACAAAGAGCCUUACUACAGAACGCUGCCUUUAGAUUUAAACAUGUUUGACAGACCAGCUGAUUGGCGGAGAGAAUUGGAACGUUGCGAUUGUCCGCAUUGGAGAAUUACCCCGAUAAAUGCGACGUUAGAUGCCUUCAUGUUGACGGCCAGUCCGACGCUGAUAGUCCCGAAUUCGUCGCUGGACUGCAAUCUUAUUGAUUACGCGAGACAUUUUAAAAACGGGCGUAUUCCUAUUUGGGUGUGGGGGCGGGAGGAGGGGGCGGCGCUGCUGAGGAGCGGCGAGUUGCUGCCCACUGAUCUGGCGUUGAAGACAGAGUGUGUUUUGUUCGAGCAGGUACGUCGGAUUCAUCCGAAACUAACGCCGCCUCGAGUGAUAUACCUCUGCGGCAACAGCUUCACAAACAGUCCGAGUCCGAACACGCUGCCGCCACUCGGUAUACUUCAGGCGUCGUAUAAAAAACUAGCCGAGUUGUGUACUCCCACUACUUUAGGAGGAUUUUGGAUACAAGAUUCACAAUACUACUCCAUCCUGGAUUCAAGUAGAUGGCUGCGGUACGUGGCCAACUGCUUGGCUUUCGCAGACGAGGCGGCAGAUCAUCUGUCUAGGAAUGUUACUGUUGUUUUACAAGAAGGCGACGGCGUAGAUUACUGCGCGGUGGUGUCGUCUUUAACGCAGCUGUUGGUGGACCCCUACUUCCGCACCAUAUCGGGCUUCCAGUCGCUCAUUCAGAAGGAAUGGGUGGCGCUUGGUCAUCCAUUCUGUGACAGAUUCGGCCUCCCGCGGCCCGGUAGCAGCGCGGAAGCAUCCAAAGACGCAACAAAGACAGGCUCCGCCCCGCAAUCCGCGCCCGUGUUCCUCCUCUUCCUUGACUGCGUAUGGCAACUAACAAAUCAGUUCCCAGCGCACUUCCAGUUCACGGAAACGUACCUUACGACGCUGUGGGACUGCGCACAUAAUCAUGUCUUCGAUACGUUCCUGUUCAACUGCCCGAGGGACCGCGACCUGCCUAUGAUUAAAUUUCAGUGCCCGGAAACCUACCUUUCGUCCUCCGAGGAGACAGAAGGAGCCAUUAGUCAUGCGUCUAAUACUCGUACUCUUGUCGCCAACCGGCGAGAUAGCUAUUCGCUGCGCAUCAAGAAUUUCAUCCAGAGGCCAGUUUGGGACUGGAGCGAGCAGUUCUCCGAGCAGGACAAAGCCUUGUUUUACAACCCGCUGUUUUCCAUCAACAAGACGCCCAAUACGCCAAAACAGAGGAUAUCACAAACAUCGCUGAGUAUGAAAACGCCCGAAUUAUCACGACUGGAACCUUGCACGUCCAUAGCGGGCAUGGAACUUUGGUCCCAGUGUUACGAGCGAUGGCUGUUACCACUCGACGCGAUGCACUCGGGCGUCAUCCAAUACCACAUCCACAACUACGCCGUACUGAAAGAGAUUCAACAGCUAAACGAAAAAUUAUCCCAACUAUCCAUAAUGGCGAACCGGCAGUCGAACGGCACGGAAACGUCGGAUUCUAACCGCACAGUCGUAUCUCGGUUCUAUCCAUUCAGCGCGGGAAGACGGGACGCGCUCACGGGGACUUUAGACUCCAUGCAGGUAAGUUUGAUCGACGCCAGCCAACUUCUGGACUCCCAGUCCCUUCUGAACGCGCCCGACUAACAUCAAGCCAUCGUUGACUACGUAACAAUACUCGUGCGCGUCUCAUGUAUACAUUUCUAAGUAUUUGUAUACUUUAUUACCGUGUUAUAAAGUCGAUUUCAACUUUAGACCAUAACACUUGUCGCGCGUAGCCAAGUCAUAUGUAAAAAUAUAUUUUUUCUGGAUUUAAUAGAUGCGUGCACCGAAUUAAUAAGAAAAUAUUAUUAAAAAAAAGAGCGAUAUGGUCAAACGCACUUGAAAGUAAUUAUUAUAAAGUUUAGGACUUUAGGAAUUAUCGCUAAAAUUGCAUAGUUACUGCUUUUGUUUAAAAAGCGUUUGAGUAUUCAGCUGGUUAUACAUUUUGAAUAGUAUUUUAAAUGAAGACUGCGAUUAUCGUAUUGCCUUAAAAAAAAUAAGCUUAUAUAAAUUAUAUGAUAUGAUAUAUCUUCCAAAAAAUAUUUGUCUUUUUAGGUAAAUUGUACAUUUAUAAGAAUCAUUUUCAGGAUUGAAUUUAGAAUACCGACAACGUUUAGUCAGCUAAUGAAUAAUUCCGAUGUUUUAAAAAACCUUACAUUUAAGCACCAUCGCAUAAGUUUUUUCUUACGUUUUUCUGUAAUGGUUGAAAGAAGUUGUUGGUAUGGGUCUUUCAUUUAAAAAUACUUUGGUUCUCUCAUUAAGAGGAAUUGAUUGAAACAUGUAUAUUCCGUAGAACAAAUAACUUAGUGAUACUUAUGUAUGGUUAAACCAUUAAUGUAUAUUUUUUUAUAUUAAGAGUGUCUUAUUUACUCCAAAAUGGAGGUGACUUUUUAUUGAUUGUAUAUAGUAUAGGUGUUUAAUAAUAUGAAUAUAGACUUGUUUCUUUCGAUAACUUAUUUCGCCCAGGGUUUUCUGAAUUCGGAAAAAAAGCAUAGGAUUCUUACGUUAUUAUAACUAUCUGCAUGUUAUGUUAUUAUUCGAAUUAUAAAUUCAGAACUUUCAGCGGUUUAAAAAAUGGGCUUUACAUAUUACUUUCAUGUCGUAAUUGAGAAUACUAUCGAAACUUUAGCAUACCUACAAAUGAAAGAACAGGAAAGUUUUUUUUAUACUGCCUAACGCCAAAAUUAAUAUGGUAUGAGUAUAGUUAACAAUUUCAAAUAUCUUCCAUAACAAAGUCUGUUCUCGAAAUAUUUUUUAUUAUUUUAAUCCAAAUAUAUUACUACUAACAUGAAUAGUUUCAAUAUGUUACCAUAUCUUAACAUUUUAUCAUAAAGACCAAAUUUAUCGUUUAAGCUAUUAUCGUUGUUAAUAUGGCAGCUGAUUUUUAUAUCUUAUUCAUUUAUUUGAUAGUGUUUAACGGUAAAUAAAUAUAGAAACGGAUUUCUGUAAGGACCGUAUUAAUCAGCCUUUGCCUAUCCCCAAGGGAAGUGGACGUGAUAUGAUGUAUGCAUUGAUCAAAUAUAGACUUAUAAAUGUUUUUUUUUAUUUAUUUUACCUCACAAUAUUGAAAUGUAAAAUUCAAUCAAGCAAAAAUACAAUUAAAAAUGUGUAUUUCAUUGUCAAAUUUGUACAAAUAAUGCUUGCAAUUAAUAAUAAUAAAAAAACAUAUCCGUAAAUCGAUGGAUAUAAAAAUUUAUAGGCAAUUUACAAUCAGUUUUAAAAUGCGGUCGCAAUAUUGUUAAUUCGUUCAGUAGGCCUGUAAUAUAUUAAUUAUAAUAUUUUACUAAAGCAUAAGAUAAACGUAAUAUUGGUGUAUAAUAAUUCUAUGAAACGUUAUUGUAUAGCAGAUUAAUAUAAAAAGAAACCGGCAGAAAUGCUUUUGUAACUUGUUGUAAUCUAACUUGUAACUAUAAAUAUUAUUAUUAAUGUAUUUUCGUAUAAGUGUUGCCCUUUUUAUUUAGACUUAAGGUCAGUUCACAUCGAGACGCGAGGCAUAGUUUUAAUAGAGCGACUUAUAUACAUAUAUAUAUAUUAACUUAAUCAUAGUUAAUUUUAGGUUACAAUAUUAAAAUUCCGCUUCGUGUCUGGUGUGAACAAGCCUUUACACAACAGUUUUAGAUUUAAUGUAUUCUUAUGAUCCAAUGCGCGUGGAAAUGCGAGCAAAGAUGACAUCUAUGCGAGAGCUACGCGCAAUGGAUGUGUAAGUCCUUGUAAAUAAGAUUUAUCCUAAAAUAGCAUCCACCAUUGAAUUUCACGUUAAUUCGUCAAAACUUAUAAUGUCGUUAAAAAUAAUAUUCUGGAUUUCGUCUAUGGGUUUUCCGAAAAGUACUCGCAUAGAGGAAGAAGUAUUUAUGUAUAAAUAAAUUACAUUUAUAGGUACCUAAAUAAUGAAAAAAAAAUUCUUUUUUGUUAUAGGUUUUUUUGGUUUUGGUAAUAUAAUUUUCUUGUGCCAUUAGAUACGUUUGAAAUUGCUCAUAUCCCAUAAAAAGUGUAUCCCAGUGUAGAAAAUAUUCUGUUGUUAAGCGUACCUGACAACGUGAAAUGCAAAUGUUCAAAAAUUUAAAUAAAAAAUAUGGUCGUA
Messenger RNA from Amyelois transitella, 5169 nucleotides. Its product is annotated as myotubularin-related protein 10-A. The record is from RefSeq and is a predicted model, not a curated record. The transcript has 15 exons. Lineage: Eukaryota; Metazoa; Arthropoda; Insecta; Lepidoptera; Pyralidae. Bases 600 to 2693 code for a protein of 697 amino acids.